AUGACCGACCUCCAGGAGGACUUGGGACCGAUACUAUGGGGGGUGAAUACAGUGUUCGCUGCACUGGCCACAUGCGCUGUUGUUGCCCGUUUUGGGGCUCGACGACUACGACAGUUGCCUCUCGGUGCAGAUGACUGUUUCAUCUGUAUCGCCCUUUUCUUGGAUUGGGUCUUAUACGGACUCUUUGUGGGAAGUCGAAUGAAUGGCCUCGGCAAGCACCGAGCAAUCCUCCCACCAGAAGAAGUCGCUGUAUUCUCGCAGCUUCUCUACUUCUUCCAGAUCUUCUACGUGCUCAGCCCCCCGGCUGUGAAGCUAGCACUGCUUUUUCUGUACCGGCGCAUCUUCGAGCAUUCAAGCUUCUUGCGAGUUGUCAAUGGCAUGAUCGUUCUGGUCUCUGUGUGGGCCGUUGUAAUGACUUUCCUCGCUAUUUUCAAUUGCAAUCCGAUUAGCGCCUUCUGGACAACAGAGGGAACUUGCCUUGACUUCAAAAAUUUUGCUGUCAGCUACGCAAUCGUGAACAUUGUCAGUGACUUUGCGAUUUGGUUGAUGCCAAUUCCUCGAGUAUGGAAUAUCCAGCUUCCAAAACCCCAGAAGAUUGCUCUGUGUCUGAUCUUUACACUGGGUCUCUUUGAUUGCGCUGCAGCCAUGGCCCGCCUUCUCCUCUCAAUGCUUGUCCUGGGCGAGUACGACUCCACAUGGGUCUACUCAAAAGGAUACAUGUGGUCCAUUAUUGAAGUGUCCACGGGCAUUGUCUGCACAUGCCUGCCCACGAUGCAGGUACUCUUGAAGUCAGCCUUCGGUGGCGCUUUGGCGAAAAUCUUCGGCAUGUCUAGCGGGAAGACCAGCCACCAGCCGUCAGGCGUUACGCCGUGGUCUAGAUCAAAAGAGUUUUGGAAUGAUAUUGGGGAGGCCGGGUCGAUGGAUGGAUUUUCCAACGACCAUCGCACAAAUGAUGUUUCACGAUUGGGUGAUGCAGAUUGGGACAUGAGUUCGCAACGGAUUCUGGUGACGGAGGAGGUGAAGAUUGAACUUCAGCCAGCCAGACCGUGA
This is a messenger RNA of Penicillium paradoxum, 1050 nucleotides long. RefSeq lists its product as uncharacterized. The transcript is spliced from 3 exons. Lineage: Eukaryota; Fungi; Ascomycota; Eurotiomycetes; Eurotiales; Aspergillaceae. The record is from RefSeq and is a predicted model, not a curated record. The coding region runs from base 1 to 1050 and encodes 349 amino acids.